This is a messenger RNA of Mollisia scopiformis, 2106 nucleotides long. RefSeq names its product MFS general substrate transporter. Gene Ontology annotation, molecular function: transmembrane transporter activity. Bases 63 to 2003 code for a protein of 646 amino acids. The record is from RefSeq and is a predicted model, not a curated record. The transcript is spliced from 6 exons. NCBI's taxonomy places the organism in Eukaryota, Fungi, Ascomycota, Leotiomycetes, Helotiales, Mollisiaceae. Gene Ontology annotation, biological process: transmembrane transport.
GGUAAUUGCUGACGGAUGGAGGGCUGGCAUGCGAACAUUUGAAUAUAUAGUUCAUGGGGAGCAUGUUUGUCUUGCUUUUCUGGAGUGUCUCUUUAUGCUUUUACUGUGCCUUUGGCCUGCUGCUGCUUCGUUCCUUCCCUUGUAUUGUUGAGUACGUAAGCUUUGAGGUUGUAGUGCUUGUAUAUUUACUGGCUUUUUGGGCGGUGAGCUGUAUUCCGACUUUUUGGACGAAACAAACGGUCGUUGCAGAGAUGGAGAAAGAUGGAGAGCAGAAGUCGGUGGAGAAUCAGGAGAUUCAGACUUUGGAGAAAGGUAUCGAUGUUACGGAUACCGAACAUGCUCCCGAUUCGGAGCAUAGAGUUGGACAUCAAGCCGAUGAUAACAUUCAUGUUUCAAUCAGCUGGAGGACUUGGCUCGUGGUCUUUAUAUCAUGUUUCGCCGUAAUGGCUCAAGUCUUCGUCGUCGUCGGAGCCAGCAAUGUCAUUGCUUUCAUCGUCCGUGAUUUAGGUCAACCAGCUCUCGUGGGAUGGAUUAUCCAAGGUCCUUUACUUGUCCAAGCUACUCUGUCGCCCAUUAUUGGUCGCAUUUCUGAUACCGUUGAUCGCAAAUAUCUUGCUUCGAUCCCUCCGAUCAUUGCCUUCGUUGGAGCUGUCGUAUCAGCAAAGGCGAACACUAUGCCGACUUUGAUCGGUGGUGGUAUCCUCAUUGGCUUUACUCUGGCAACCAUUUCCAUUGUCCAGGCAAUUCCAUCUGAAGUUCUUCCCAUGAAGUACAGACCCUUGGCCAACGGUUUUGCUUUCGUGGCCGGUUCUCUUGGUGGACUUAUCGGAGUCCUCGGAGGUGGUGGUCUUACCAACGCGAGCCUCAACGGAUGGAGAGGAAUCUACUGGGUGCAAGCCGCAUUCCAUCUCGCCACUUCCAUCGGUCUCUUAGCAUUCUACUGGCCAAAGAGACCAGAAGGGCGCGAGAAACUGCCUCUUGGGGCCAUGCUCUGGUCUUUCGAUCCCAUUGGUUCUUUCCUGUUCAUUUCUAGCGCGACUUUCCUGUUGCUUGGUCUCGACUGGGCUGGAGGAACCUACAAAUGGCACGAUGCUCAUGUUGCGGCUACUUUGGGAGUCGGUGGAGGUCUUCUUUUGAUGUUCGCUUUGUAUGAGUGGAAGGGACGAAAUGAUGGUUUGGUGCCACACGUUUAUUUCAAAGGUAGCCCGAAUUUUGCUCUAUCUGUUUUUGCUUUCGCCGUUGAGGGAUGGAUCUUCUUCAGCGCGGUCAACAGCGUCACAACUCAGAUUGUGUUGAACCUUGGCUUCGAAAGCUCUGCAUGGAGAAUCUCUGUUCGACAGCUGAGUUUCAACCUGGUGAACAUCUUCGCUUCCAUUCCUAUUGUCUGGUACUCGACCAAGUUCAAAGACAUGAAGGUCCCACUUCUCAUCACCUUCCUAUGCUUCCUCGUCGUCUCCAUCUGCUACGCCACAAUCACACCUUCAAUGAACCACGCUCAGAUCGGCUACAACGUUAUCUCUGGUUUCGGUCAAGCAGGCCCACUGACCCUCCUCGUCGCACUCGUCCAAUUCACAGCUCCCCACGCCUACCUCGCCAACGCGACAGGUCUCGCCUUCUCAGCUCGCGCUAUCGGUGGUGCGUUCGGAUCCGCAGUUGUCAACGUAAUCAUCAACAACAAACUGGCCUCCACCUACGCUACCAAAGUCUCAGGAGCCGCUCUCGCAGCCGGUCUCCCAACCACUUCUGUGGGCCCUCUUCUCAUUGGUUUCAGCUCCGGUAAUUUCACCGCGAUCCCAGGACUCACUCCUGCUGUUCUAGGCGCUGCGGUGGAUGCCAGCCAUAAUGCGUAUGCGGCUGCGUAUAGACUUGCGUGGGCGUCUAUUAUUCCUUUUGUGGUACUGGCUAUGGUUGCUGUGGCGUGUUUGAAGGGAGUCAAGGAUCUGAUGACUGAGCAUGUUGAUGCUACUGUUGAGCAUGUUCAUGUAGUUGAGAGCAAGGCUUGAAAAGCUUAUUAUUGGGAAAUUGUGAGUAGAAAGGAGAUGGAGAUGUGAUUGUUCGCAAAGUGGUGUUUUAUAGCAUAGAAAAUUGUAGUUCUGAACAGGUAUG